Messenger RNA from Bicyclus anynana (squinting bush brown), 3114 nucleotides. RefSeq names its product polycomb group protein Pc (gene Pc). NCBI's taxonomy places the organism in Eukaryota, Metazoa, Arthropoda, Insecta, Lepidoptera, Nymphalidae. The transcript is spliced from 3 exons. Bases 480 to 1319 code for a protein of 279 amino acids. The record is from RefSeq and is a predicted model, not a curated record.
UUAGUUACUAAACGUGCGUGCUGUAGUCUGGUUGUUUUCGUCGUCGUUUUCAGCCAUAAUAUACAUAACCGGUAUUGACUAGUAACAACAUUUUUAAGUGCUUUGCCUAUUGGAAUGUGUGCAUAGUUUGGUGAAAGGGGACCUCAGCUGACAUAUUCAGAUAUCGAGCGGGUGAAUGCGUGGCGCACUCUGUCGGGGUUUAGCGGCGUGAGGUCGCGAGACGCGCGGGGCGGGAGCCGCCUCCCCCUACUUCAGUUGCUUCUGCGAUCUUGUAGUGAGAGGACGUCGCUGCGCGCGCCACCACAAGGACCGUUUCGCGGCAACUUUGAACAGUGACAGUGGAGUGUGAAUCGUGAUAGAGAAAUGUGUGACGGAUUGCGGUGCGCUACAAAUUGGAUGCAGUGAAUACGGAUCACAGUAACUUGGAUUGCAGUGUUGCUUUUCGGAUUUUGGUACAACUUUGUGGAUCCAAACUGGGGAUGCAUAAGAUGGAGCUGGGUGACAGCGUUUACGCCGCUGAGCGGAUCACCAAGAAGAGAAUUAGAAAGAGCAAAGUGGAGUACUACGUGAAAUGGAAAGGCUGGAAGCCGAAACACAACACUUGGGAGCCGGAGGAGAACAUUCUCGACCCGCGGCUCAUUCAAAGCUUCGAAAGAGGCGAGGAACUACGCAGACAAGGUCGGAAGAGGGAACGGGAACACUCGCCCGUCGAGCGAGCACGCAGCGGCUCCGAGGAGCGCCAUCCGCCGCCGGGGAAACGCAAGGCGGAAGUUCUGUCGCGAGAAUCGGGAAAAAUCGGCGUCACGAUCACUAUGAGUCCGCCGGCCAAGCGGCACGACUCCACGAAAGUGAACGGCGGGAGGACGCACGCCCAGCCUCCGCCGCCGGCUGCGCCGCCGGGCGGUGCCCCGGCGCCGGCGUCUCCCGCGGCCGAAGCCGCCGCACCGAGGACGGGACCUAGGAGAGCACCGCAUUCCCCGGAGGAAGCAGACGCUCACACUCCUCCCGAAAGAGAAAGGCGAACAGAUUCUCAGCCGACGGCGACGGCCCCCGCCGAGCCGAAGGGCGCUCGGCCUCCACCACCAGCCCCGCCGGCGGAGGACGAAGACUCGUGGGGCGAAGCCCCCGUCGCCGCGCCGAACCCGCCCCCUCCUCCUCCCCGACGGGGAGCCGCGUACUGGAUGGCGCGAUCCCCUGUCGCCGAUCAAAUCUUCAUAACGGACGUCACCGUCAACCUGCAAACGGUGACCAUCAGGGAGUGCCGCACCGAGAAAGGAUUCUUCAGAGCGCGCGAGCACCGACCGCUCGAUAUAACGUAAACUUCGUAGUUUCGAAUUCUCGUACAAAUUUUUAUCAAUAGACAUUGUGUACAGGCAUAGGUAGCUAGUAUUUAUUUAGUUGUUACUACACGAGCUGUUGAUGCGUAGACAUACCGUCGAAGUGUGAUCGAUUCCUAGUUGUAAGUGUGCCUAAAGAACGGAAACGAAAGGAAUAAAACGUAUGAUUGAUGUGACAAGUUUUGACUCUUAAUAUGUAGUAGGUAACCUCAAGGCGAUAUGACCACCAAUUUGUAAACAAGUAGGCAAAUUAUUGUCAAUUGUUAAAAAUAGAAUGUCUAUUAUUUGUUAAAUUAUUGAUAAUAAUAUUGACUGGUUAUUGUACCUCCCUGUAACCUGAUACUAUAAUUCUACAAUAGGUUAAUGGCUCUAAUGCUUUUAUAUAUUCAUAUAUACUUUUAUAAUAUAUAAUAUAAUAAUUGUAUCAAACUGCACCUUAAUUUCUUAUCGAAAAUUAAUAUUGCAAUAACAUUUUCAUUAAUAGUAAUGAAUUAUAAUAAUUCUUUGAUCAUAAUAUUUCUUUGAUAUUGUAGAAAACUGUAAUUCAUUUCAUGUCAAAAUUGAUAUUUUGAAGUUAAUAAGCGAAUCUCUUGAGAUUUCUGUUUAUAUUAAUUGUAGGGAGCUGUAAAUAAUUAAUAAUUAUUAUUGUACCUAAUUAAUAUUAUGUUUAACCCAGAUAGAACUUUGUUUAUUUUUGUUGUUGUUAUUUAUAGGAACUUCAAUUUAAUGUUCCAAUUACACCUUGUGAUGUAUUUUUAGGUUAUUUAUAUUGUAAUUUUAUGUUUAUAAAGGUAAAUGUUUGAAAUCACUGAAAAAAUAUUUUCCAAGGCAUAUUUAUGACAGUGUGAACAAUUCCUUUAAAUUAAUUUCUAAAGAAUUCAAAAUGAUUUUUGGUUUAUAAAAUGAACUGAUUGUUUUGUUUGUACAUAUUAUUUUUGCGGAAUAUUUGUUAUUAGGGUUGCCAUGAUUUAAGAUAUAUCACUAUGGAAUUUAAGUAUAAAUAUUGAAUAUUAUUAUAAAUUUGGUGACCCCUUUACAAGUAUUAUUAAUACAUAAGAAUGUGUUCUUUAAUUUGUUAUAUCUACCUAUUAUUUGGUUCCUUUUAUUUAGUAUCAAGUGGAGACGUGAACUCGUAGUUUUUUAAGUUUAUAGUUUGUGUAGGUACUUGAAAUAAAACAAUUUUGUUGAUUACACAUAUUAAUUACUUUAAAAGAUGGGUGUUUACCAUGCAGAUUUUGUAUUACCUAGUCCUACAGUGUUUUAAUAACAUAAAAAUAAGUUAACAUACUAUGUCAACGCAUUUAAAUAUUCCUUUAUUGAAAGAUUCAUAAAAAAUAUAUACCUAUAGUUGAGCCUUUUAAAGAUAUUCGAUGUAGACAAGUGCAAGCCGGUGUUACCCUAUUGCAAACUUCAUAAGAAGUCUUUAAAAAAGAUUCAAAAUUAUCAAAAAGCAUUUCUUUUAAAAAUGAAUUUGUAAGCUAAGUAUUCUUUUGUACAAAUAUUGUUAGUAAUUAUGGUUUGUUUACAUCUAGUAUAUACCGUAUGGGGCUCUAGUAUAAGUAUUCCUAUUAAUCAACAUUGAUUAACAAUGUUAUUGUAACAUUUCGCCAAUUGCAAGUCAUAAAAUUGUUUUAUUUUUGGUAUUUACGAGUUGAAUAGUGCAUUUUGAUAGUGACAGUUGUAAAUAGUGUAAAUACUUUAUGAUAGAGCACUUGUUUUAUAAUGUGAUAGUCCUCACACAUUGUAGCUUGUAAAUAAAUGAGAAUGAACUAGACAA